AUGCAGGAGAUGCGUAUACCGUUCAUCGCUAUCUUCAAGGAGUGGGCGACGGUCCCAUCGAAUUCGUACCGGGUGCAAGUCUGCCCUUGGAAGUCAAUGUGGACUGGAUGGGCGGAGGUGAGUUGGCAGAAGAGGGGCCCAUGCGACGGUUCGGUUCGGUUCGGUUCGGCUCGGCUCGGCCCCUUUGCCUUCCAUCACACGCUCUUUGCUCAUGCUGCAGCAAUCGCUUGCCACAGUCGACUACAAGAAGGGCUGCUACGUCGGACAAGAAUUGA
Molecule: messenger RNA, 275 nt
Organism: Ceraceosorus bombacis
Lineage: Eukaryota; Fungi; Basidiomycota; Exobasidiomycetes; Ceraceosorales; Ceraceosoraceae
Source: the annotation of a GenBank genome assembly